GGCCUGGGAACUUCACCUACCCUGCUCUCUGCUUUCCUUCUCUCCACAUCCCUCUCUGUGCUUAUAGCUUCCAUGGCCCCCAAAAAGCCAGACCCCAAGAAGGACGAUGCCAAAGCUGCCAAGGCGGCUCCUGCACCAGCACCAGCGCCCGCACCUCCGCCGGAGCCCGAGCGCCCCAAGGAAGUAGAGUUCGAUGCCUCCAAAAUCAAGAUCGAGUUUACACCGGAGCAGAUUGAAGAGUUCAAGGAAGCCUUCAUGCUGUUUGACCGCACACCCAAAUGUGAGAUGAAGAUCACGUACGGGCAGUGCGGAGAUGUCCUGCGGGCGCUGGGCCAGAACCCUACGCAGGCCGAGGUGCUCCGGGUCCUAGGGAGACCGAAGCAGGAAGAGCUUAACACCAAGAUGAUGGACUUUGACACCUUCCUGCCCAUGCUCCAGCACAUUGCCAAGAACAAGGACACAGGCACCUAUGAGGACUUUGUGGAGGGGCUGCGGGUCUUCGACAAAGAGGGCAAUGGCACUGUCAUGGGUGCCGAGCUCCGCCACGUGCUGGCCACUCUAGGUGAGAGGCUGACGGAAGAUGAGGUGGAGAAACUGAUGGCGGGGCAGGAAGACUCCAAUGGCUGCAUCAACUAUGAAGCCUUCGUGAAGCACAUCAUGGCCAGCUGAGCCUUCUGUCCCAGGGAGCCUGGGAGGCCACACCAGGACCGCUCAUCCUCCUCUCCGCGCUGACACCAGGGGCCUGGAGUUGCGGGGAGCAGGGAGCACAUCGGGGCUCCUGCACCAGCUCCCUCUGCACGGCCCUGCAGACCUCCACCUGCCUGUCAUCUCCCUGUGCAACUCUGUUCUCACCCCAGGGGCCUCAGGAAUAAACGGCUUCUUCCUUCCUUUCUUCCUCA
Suricata suricatta (meerkat) is the source of this 899-nucleotide messenger RNA. It is a transcript of the gene MYL3, whose product is annotated as myosin light chain 3. The transcript is spliced from 7 exons. The record is from RefSeq and is a predicted model, not a curated record. Gene Ontology annotation, cellular component: myosin II complex. NCBI's taxonomy places the organism in Eukaryota, Metazoa, Chordata, Mammalia, Carnivora, Herpestidae. Gene Ontology annotation, molecular function: calcium ion binding. The coding region runs from base 73 to 669 and encodes 198 amino acids.